AUGUGUCCCGACGACAGCGCCGUAGAUCCAGCACCAGCUGCUUCGUCGCCAACCGCACCUGCUGUUGGCUCUCAGCCAAACGCAGAAGCUGAGCAGGGCGGCUUCAUUGCAGCCGAGGAGGUUACUGAUGAUGAUGCAUCCCAAAGCGGUGCUUCGUCUACCAGCAGCUUGACCAGCUCGAUCCUCGACUAUCGAAUUGAGAAUGGGAGAACUUACCAUAAGUACAAGGACGGCAAAUACUGGGUUCCCAACGAUGAGAGAGAGAACGACAGACUUGACUUGCAACAUAACUUGUUCAUCCGCACGUUUCAUGAUCGCCUAGGUAAUGCCCCGCCUACGGACGCAGGCGCCAAGGUUGGACGAGUUCUCGAUAUCGGAACUGGCAGUGGGAUUUGGGCCAUCGACUAUGGCGAAGAGCAUCCCGAAGCAGAGGUUCUCGGCGUUGACCUCUCUGCUGCUCAACCAGAGUUUGUUCCGCCGAAUGUGCGGUUCGAGAUUGAUGAUGUCGAGGAACCCUGGAUCUUUACUCAAAACUUCGACUACAUCCAUUGCAGGAUGAUGACUUGGAGUAUCAGCGAUUGGAGGAAGCUGUUUAAGCAGUGUUUUGACAACCUGAACCCCGGAGGUUACUUGGAAGCCAACGAAGUUGACCUCAUCCCCCUCUCGGACGAUGGUACUCUCAGCGAGGAUUCCAAUUUCAUGAAAAGUGUCCGACUAUGGGGCUCGGCCGCAGAGAUCUUUGGGCGUCCCUUUGCAGAUACACGCCGGCUAAAGGACUACAUGGAAGAGGUCGGCUUCGAGGACGUUCAGAUGAAGAGAUUCAAAUGGCCCACAAACACGUGGCCGAAGGAUCCCCAUUACAAGGAACUCGGCGCAUGGAACCUCGAAAACAUCUCGCCCGCCUGGGAAGGGUUCCUGAUGGCUCCCCUGACGCGCGCUCACCAGUGGACAAGAGAAGAGGCUCUCAUCCACAUCAUGGAGGCCAGGAAGGACAUUGCAGACAGGAGAAUCCACGCGUACUUCCAGAUCUGGUCUAUAUACGGAAAGAAGCCCGAGAAGGCUGUUGAUACGACUGAGAACUAA
This is a messenger RNA of Colletotrichum lupini, 1083 nucleotides long. RefSeq lists its product as uncharacterized. Bases 1 to 1083 code for a protein of 360 amino acids. The record is from RefSeq and is a predicted model, not a curated record. Lineage: Eukaryota; Fungi; Ascomycota; Sordariomycetes; Glomerellales; Glomerellaceae. The transcript is spliced from 9 exons. Gene Ontology annotation, molecular function: methyltransferase activity.